CCCGAUCACUAUGACGCCACAAGAUGAGGCAGUGGAUACCGAACUUCCGCGUUCAUACUUCAAACUUCUCUUCUCCCCAAAGUUUGGCGCGUGUCCUGCUCAGCGCUGAGCUUGGAUCUCUAACAUGGAGGAUAUGCUGUCAUUCUGGGAUGUGGCCAUUUAUUUCUCUGCAGAGGAGUGGGAAUGCCUGGGCCCUGCUCAGUGGAAUCUGUACAGGGAUGUGAUAUUGGAGAAUUACAACAAUCUGGUGUUCCUGGGUCUUGCUUCAUCAAAGCCAUAUCUGGUGACGUUUCUGGAGCAAAAACAAGAGCCUUUAGACAUGAAGAGACAAGCAUCUGCCACCAUGCAGCCAGGAAAAGAACAAUAUACAGGCCAAGAAGGCAAUAAAACCCUUCACUGGGACUCACCACGUUCUCACCAGCAAACGACACAUUUAAGAAUAAAGCCCUAUAAGUGUGAAGAAUGUGGCAAGUCUUUCUGUUUCCCAUCACUGCUCUCUGUACACAAGAGAACUCAUACAGGAGAGAAACCCUUCAAGUGUGAAAUAUGUGGGAAGGCCUUCCAUUCCCCAUCAUUAUUUUCUGUACACAAGAGAAUUCAUACAGGAGAGAAACGCUACAGGUGUGAAUUAUGUGGCAAGGCCUUCCAUUGUCCAUCAUUGCUUUCUGUACACAAGAACAUUCAUACAGGUGAGAAACCCUAUAAGUGUGAUAUAUGUGGCAAGGCCUUCCAUUGUCCAUCAGUACUUUCUAGACACAAGAGGAUUCAUACAGGGGGAAAACCCUAUAAAUGUGAAGUAUGUGACAAGGCCUUCCAUUGUCCAUCAGUACUUUCUGACCACAAGAACAUUCAUACAGGAGAGAAACCCUACAAGUGUGAUGUUUGUGGCAAGGCCUUCCAUGCUCCUCCAUUACUUUCUGCGCACAAGAGAAUUCACACAGGAGAAAAACCUUACAAGUGUGAAGUAUGUGGGAAGGCCUUCCAUACCCCAUCAUUACGUUCUGUACAUAAGAGAAUUCAUACAGGGAAGAAACCCUACAAGUGUGAAGUAUGUAGUGAAGUCUUUAGCACCUCCUGGCAAAUUUCUAGUCACUUGGUAAUCCAUUCUGGAGAGAAACCAUACAAAUGUGAGGAGUGUGAAAAAGCCUUCUCUACCAAGUCAUACCUAACAAAGCACAAAUUACUUCACAGUAUGGAAAAACUUUAUAGAUGUGAAGAAUGUGGCAAACAGCUCAACAGUUCUAGAAGCCUUCAAGAGCAUCAAAGAAUUCAUUCUGGAGAGAAACCCUACAAGUGUAAAGAAUGUGGCAAAGACUUCAGAACUUACACAGCACGUUCUAGACAUCGGACAGUUCAUAUUGGAGAGAAAUGUUACAAGUGUGGAGAAUGUGGCAAAACCUUUUACCAGUCCUCUGGUCUUAAGCAGCACCAAAGGAAUCAUCUGUGAGAGAAAGGUGUAGAUAAUGUGCUAAGGGCUUUUGGAACAUCUGAAAUCCAUAAUGGAGAAAGCCAGAAGUGUGAAAAAUGUUGCCAACUCUCUAAUAAGCUUUCUAAUAUAUCUCAACACAAGGUAGUUCAAACUGGAAAUCAAAAUGUUUGCUCUGUGUCAGAGUGUGGUGAAAGGAGUCAGUCGUUGUCUUGUAGGAACUCACAGCACAAGAUGGUGCUGUGGACACCGAACUUCCGCGUCCAGACUUCAAACUUCGCUUCUUCUCCAAAGUUAGGCGCCCGUCCUGCUCAGCGCUGGGCUUGGAUCUCUGACAUGGAGGAUAUACUGUCAUUCUGGGAUGUGGUCAUUUAUUUCUCUGCAGAGGAGUGGGAAUGCCUAGGUCCUGCUCAGUGGAAAUUGUACAGGGAUGUGAUGUUGGAGAACUACAAUAACCUUGUGUUCCUGGGUCUUGCUUCCUGUAAGCCAUACCUGGUUACAUUUCUGGAGCAAAGACAUGGGCCUUCUCAUGUGAAGAGACAAGCAGCAGGUGCCAUGCAAGCAGGGAAAAAGUGCUAUACAUGCAAAGAAUGUGGAAAAGUCUUUGAUUUGAAAUCAAAAUUUAGUAAGCAUCAGAGAAUUCACUUAAGAGUGAAACCCUACAAGUGUGAAGAAUGUGAGAAGGCCUUCCGUGUCCCAUCAUUACUAAGGGAACACAAGAGAAUUCAUACAGGAGAGAAACCAUACAAGUGUGAAGUGUGUGCUAAGGCCUUCCAUGGCCCAUCAUUACUUAAUAAACACAAGAGAAUUCAUUCAAGGGAGAAACCCUUCAAUUGUCAAGUAAGUGGUAAAGCCUUUCAUUUUUCAACAGUACUUUCUGAAUACAAGAAAAUUUAUACAGUACAGAAACCAUACAAGUGUGAAGCAUGUGACAAGGCCUUCCGUUUUCCUUCAUUACUUUCUGAACACAAGAGAAUUCAUACUGGAGAGAAACCUUACAAGUGUGAAGUGUGUGAUAAGGCCUUCCAUGCUCCAUCAUUGCUUUCUGUACAUAAGAGAAUCCAUACAGGAGAGAAACCCUAUAAAUGUGAAGUGUGUGGCAAGGCCUUCCGUGUUCCAUCAGUGCUUUCUAAACACAAAGUAAUUCACACUGGAGAAAAACCCUACAAGUGUGAACUAUGUGGCAAGGCCUUCCGUGGUCCAUCACUACUUUCAGUACACAAGAAAAUUCACACAGGAGUGAAACCCUACAAGUGUGAAGUAUGUGACAAGGCCUUCCAUUAUCCUUCAAUACUUUCUAAACACAAGAAAAUUCAUACAGGAGAGAAGCCAUACAAAUGUGAAGUGUGUGGAAACACCUUCCGUUUUCCAUCAUUACUUUCUGUACACAAGAGAAUUCAUACUGGAGAGAAACCCUACAGGUGUGAAGUAUGUGACAAGGAUUUCCAUUGUCCAUCAUUACUUUCCAAACACAAGAGAAUUCACACAGGAGAUAAACCCUACAAGUGUGAAGUAUGUGGCAAGGCCUUCCGUGCUCCAUCAGUACUUUCUGUGCACAGGAGAAUUCAUACAGGAGAAACACCCUACAUGUGUGAAGUCUGUGGCAAAGCCUUCCGUUGCCCAUCAUUACUUUCCAAACACAAGAGAAUUCAUACAGGUGAAAAACUCUACAAAUGUGAGGUAUGUGGUAAGGCCUUCCAUUGUCCAUCAUUGCUUUCUAAACACAAGAGAAUUCAUACAGGAGAGAAACACCACAAGUGUAAAGAAUGUGGUCUGGCCUUCUAUUGUCCAUCAUCACUUUCUGAACACAAAAGAAUUCAUACAGGUGAGAAACCCUACAAUUGUGAAGUAUGUGGUGAGGCUUUUAGGACUUCCCGGAUUCUUUCCACUCACUUAAUAACCCAUUCUGGAGAGAAACCCUUCAAGUGUGAGGAAUGUGGAAAAGCCUUCUCUACAAAAUCAUACUUAUGUCAGCACAAAUUAACUCACAACGUGGAGAACCCUUUCAAAUGUAAAGAGUGUGGUAAAGUGCUCAACAAUAUGAAAAACUUUAAGGAUCAUCAAAGAAUUCAUUCUGGAGAGAAACCCUACAGGUGUAAAGAAUGUGGCAAAGAUUUUAGAAGUUCUACAGCACGUUCUAAACACCGGAUAAUUCAUACUGGAGAGAAACGUUACAAGUGUGAAAAAUGUGGUAAAAGCUAUUACCAGUCUUCUGGUCUUAAGCAACAUCAAAGAAUUCAUUUGUGAGAGAAACCACACAAGUGUGAAGAUGUGCCUAGAUCUUUUGUAUUCACUAAGAACUUUUGAAAAGACCUGAUAAUUCUUACUGGGCAUUAAUGCCACAAGUGUGAAUAGUGUUACAAACCCUUUAAUAAGCUUUCCAAUAUUUCUCAACACAUGGUAGUUCAUAUUGGAGUGAAAUGGUACAAAUCUUAAAAUGUUCAUGAAAUGUUUACACUGCUUGAUACCAUUAAAAAUUAUCAAAAAAUGCA
Messenger RNA from Cricetulus griseus (Chinese hamster), 3918 nucleotides. The record is from RefSeq and is a predicted model, not a curated record. Lineage: Eukaryota; Metazoa; Chordata; Mammalia; Rodentia; Cricetidae.